Messenger RNA from Funneliformis geosporum, 217 nucleotides. The record is from the annotation of a GenBank genome assembly. Lineage: Eukaryota; Fungi; Glomeromycota; Glomeromycetes; Glomerales; Glomeraceae.
CAUUGCAACCUCCGUUAUUGAUGGAAGUAGAAAACCAAUGAAGCCUGGUGGUUAUAGCGAUAGUGGUGCAGAUAUUGGAUAUGCAUUGAAAUCUAAUAACAUCCCCGUAAUUACCCCUAUUGAUAACUCUUGUUCAAUCUCUAAUAUGGAUUGGGUUUUUCCUGAUACGGAAGAAGGGAUUAAUGAAGCACUUGCCAAAGGAACAAAGACACUGUAG